Molecule: messenger RNA, 1736 nt
Organism: Eutrema salsugineum
Lineage: Eukaryota; Viridiplantae; Streptophyta; Magnoliopsida; Brassicales; Brassicaceae
Product: glucan endo-1,3-beta-glucosidase 10
Exons: 2
Coding region: 145-1431 (428 amino acids)
Biological process (GO): carbohydrate metabolic process
Cellular component (GO): plasma membrane
Molecular function (GO): hydrolase activity, hydrolyzing O-glycosyl compounds
Source: RefSeq, a predicted model, not a curated record
AUUAUUUCUUUAUUACUGUUGGCUUGCUUUGAAAUUUAGUGAAUCCUAACGCUCUGGUCCCAUCACUGCCUCCUCUAUCAUCAUCUUGCUUACAACCACUCACUCACUACUCUCUCUCUCUCUCUCUCUCUCUACUUGACAUCCAUGGCGUCUUCCCAGAUCCUCUUCUCUCCGCUGUGCGUUGCUCUCCUCUUCUUCUCUUUUCCUCUCAUCGUCUCUUCCAUUGGCAUCAACUACGGCCAGGUGGCCAACAACCUUCCUCCCCCAAAGAACGUCAUCCCUCUCCUCAAGUCAGUCGGCGCCACCAAAGUCAAGCUCUAUGACGCCGAUCCACAAGCCCUCCGUGCCUUCUCCGGCUCCGGCUUCGAACUCACAGUCGCCCUCGGCAACGAGUACCUGGCCCAGGUGAAAGACUCGGACAAAGCCCGGGAUUGGGUGAAGCAGAACGUCCAGGCAUACCUCCCGGGCACCAAGAUCGUGGCCAUCGUGGUCGGCAACGAAGUCCUCACCUCCAACCAGUCGGCGCUCACGGCCGCCCUCUUCCCGGCGAUGCAGAGCAUCCACGCCGCUCUUGUGGACUGCGGCCUCAACAAGCAGAUCUUCGUGACGACGGCGCACUCGCUGGCCAUCCUGGACGUCUCCUACCCUCCCUCCGCCACCUCCUUCCGCCGUGACCUCCUGGGAUCCCUCACGCCGAUCUUGGACUUCCACGUCAAGACUGGCUCACCUAUCCUCAUCAACGCCUACCCUUUCUUCGCCUACGAGGAGAACCCCAAACACGUCUCUCUCGACUUCGUCCUCUUCCAACCAAACCAGGGCUUCACCGAUCCUGGAUCCAAUUUCCACUACGACAACAUGCUCUUCGCCCAGGUCGACGCCGUCUACCACGCACUUGACGCCGUCGGCAUCAGCUACAAGAAAGUCCCCAUCGUCGUCUCCGAGACCGGAUGGCCCUCCAACGGCGACCCGCAGGAGGUUGGUGCCACCUGCGACAAUGCCCGCAAGUACAACGGGAAUCUGAUCAAGAUGAUGAUGAGCAAGAAGAUGAGGACGCCCAUUCGCCCCGACUGCGAUCUCACCAUCUUCGUCUUCGCUCUCUUCAACGAGAACUUGAAGCCUGGGCCCACCUCCGAGAGGAACUACGGUCUUUUCAACCCGGACGGAACUCCGGUUUACUCCCUCGGGAUCAAGACCUCCUCCUCCUCCUCCGGUGGUUCUUCUAGUGGCAGCAAAAACUCCACUGGUGGAGGUGGGAGCAGUGGCGGUAGCACUGGUGGCUCAUCCGGCGGUGGUGGCGGCAUCUACACGCCAGGGAUCACGGAGAACCCUUCACCGGAUUACAUGUCUAUUUCCUCCGCCGGGGUAAAAGGCAGAUUCGUUGAGUGUGUGUUCUUCUUCUUCUUGCUUUGCAUCAUCAAGCUUCGGUUGUAAAAGUCCCCCACUAGAUCUCGGCUUUGUACCUUUUAUUGGGUGAUGACGUGAAAUAGCCCCAAAAUUUAAUUUAAUGAGUUUGUGUUGGGUGUUUGGUCGGCGGCGUCUUUCUAAAAUGUGGAUCGUCGAUUUAGGAAACUCACCAUCUUUGUUGUGCCUACGGCCUACCUCUCCUCUCUCCAACUCUUUUUUUUUUUUAUAAUUAUUAUUCCUUUUCAUCCUUCUUUUCUCUUUUGGUCUCUAAGCCUUGUUGAAGCAUAUAGAUAUCAAAAUAAUGAAAGCUUAGUUGAUUAGAUUUUUCUAAA